This is a messenger RNA of Aedes albopictus (Asian tiger mosquito), 1630 nucleotides long. RefSeq lists its product as uncharacterized. Gene Ontology annotation, molecular function: protein binding. NCBI's taxonomy places the organism in Eukaryota, Metazoa, Arthropoda, Insecta, Diptera, Culicidae. The record is from RefSeq and is a predicted model, not a curated record.
GCUAGUGAAAGUUAGCAGCGGUGCUCGUUUGUUUUGCCAAAAAAUUUGCGACGCCAUUUGACCUACUCUAAUCAGUAGUGAGAGAGCGCUUAUCAGUGCAGUGGAAUCGGUCUCGUAGGAGCCAGGUAAAAGAAAAUAGCAGAUCUGAAGACAUGGCGCUGCUUCCACCGGAUCCGGUCUACUGCCUCAAAGCGAAGGACCUCAGUGCUUUCCAUUCGCUGUGUUUCCACACUUCCGAACGGUUGUAUUCCGGCAAUGUUAACGGAAAAGUGCAGCUGUGGGAUCUGCAGACAAAUCGCUCAACGUACCAGCUGGCGGUGGGAAAAAGCCCAAUCAUUGGUCUGGCUCACACCGAAGAUGCCUUGAUUACUCAGGAGAAAGAGGGCGCCGUUAAGCUGUGGGAGCUGACCAACUCGGCGUACGUCCUCCGGCACGAAUCCGCUACCGAACAUGUCGGUUUCUGCCGUUUCGUACUGCACAACGAUGCUGUGAUAAUGCCCCGUGGGGAAGACAAAAUUGCGAUCCUCUGUGGACAAACGUUCACCGAACGGCAACUGCUCAAUCCGGCGACUGUUACGGAGCCCAAGCUUCCGCCCCUGGGAACGGUCAUGUGUCUUCUGCCGGUGGUGAUUAAAGAGAAGGCUUACCUGUUGGCCGCUUACGAAGCGGGAGUUUUGGUACUGUGGGAUUUGGAAAGCUACAAACCGAUCAGCCAUUUGCAGGUUUGCCAAGACGAGUGCCUGAUGGCCGUGGAUUACGACGCCUACAACAAUCGGGGUGUCUGCGGCGGAACCUCAGACAAGAUCUACGUCUUUUCGGUGGACCGUCAAUCCAUGGAGCUGUGCAAAACGUCCGAAAUAUGCAUCAAAAACGCCGGCAUCAGUCGCUUGAAGAUCCGCAAGGACCUCAAGGUGUUUGUCAGCACCGGGCGGGACGGCAGGAUUCGCAUUUUCUCGUGGAAAAGUCUGAGGCCGCUGGCCGUGUUGACCGAGCACCGGAACGAACUGUUGGACGUGAUCUACUCGGACGAGAAGGUAUCGAUGUGGAAGGCAGUCAUCAUGGCCGCGGCCGGAACCGACGGUAAGAUUUCUCUUUGGAAUCUCUACAAUUGACGAUCCGGACGAUCGGGACCCGAGGUGAGGCAAUGAAACACGGGGCAGAUACGUACUUUUUGACGAAGGGUUUACUUCUAUAUGAACGGUUAUCAUCACUACGUGCGCUUCUAAGCAAUUUCAAUCUGAUUGGAGAUGUGGUAAUGUAGCAUACAGGAUAAACCUUAGACAAUGUUGGCUAUAUACAACUCACAUUUACAAAACCGGGCCAAACUGUGAAGAUCGUCUAACUCUGGUUGCUUCUAUUCGUUCUUUUAAAUUUUUUAAUUUAUUAUGUUACACAUUCAUUCACUUAAACUGUUGAUUGGUGAAACACCUCCACGAACACAUUUUAUACUACAUGCUUCUUUGCUACUUACAAAAUAUAAUUUUCCCGGAUCGUGUUUGUUGAAAAAUUCGAGUUCAGUAACGAUUAUGAAUCUACUAGGACGACUAGAACGAAUUAUGAAACGUAAUUAUAAAUAGUGUUUUUGCUACAUGUUUUACACGAUAGGAAUAAUAUAUACAUCGAAUCGAAA